Miniopterus natalensis is the source of this 5701-nucleotide messenger RNA. It is a transcript of the gene TUBGCP6, whose product is annotated as tubulin gamma complex component 6. Lineage: Eukaryota; Metazoa; Chordata; Mammalia; Chiroptera; Miniopteridae. The record is from RefSeq and is a predicted model, not a curated record. Gene Ontology annotation, cellular component: spindle pole; microtubule organizing center; gamma-tubulin complex. Gene Ontology annotation, biological process: microtubule nucleation; cytoplasmic microtubule organization; spindle assembly. Gene Ontology annotation, molecular function: microtubule minus-end binding; gamma-tubulin binding.
GCCUGCCGGUCAGCCCCGUGGGACCCGCCCCCGGCCGUCGGGCCCGAGGGAGCUGAGCGGCGCGGGCAUGGCCAGCAUCACCCAGCUGUUCGACGACCUGUGCGAGGCCCUCCUGCCCCCUGCCAAGGCUCUCCUGGGCCAGCGCAGCCUGAGCCGCAGGCGGGCGAAGCAGAGCCUCAAGAGGAUGGCCUACAAUGCCCUCUUCACAAACCUUUUCCAAGACGAGACUCCCAAGCUGCAGCCUGACCUCUCAAGGCUCCCGGUGAAAAACAAGAUCCUCAUGCUGUCCUUUGACUUGAGAGUGGGGGGCCUGGGCCCCGAGGCUGACCGUCUGGAGGAGCUUGUGGGGCAACUCGAAGCAGCCCCUUGCUGUCCGCUGGUGGAGGUGGGGUCGGCUCUGGACCUGCUGGUUCAGCUGGCGGGCACUGGGCCCCCUCAAGUUCUGCCCCGAAAACGGGACUACUUCUUAAACAACAAGCAUGUCGGGAGAAACGUGCCCUACAGCGGCUACGACUGCUACGACCUGAGUGUGUUUGAGAUGGAUGUUCAGUCUCUGAUCUCCAGAGAGGAGUAUUUAUGUCAGGACAUGAUCCAGAAAGCGCUUCAGGUGAUGGAGGCGACGCCGGGCACUGGCCUGCCCACUGCCCGGCUCUUCUCUUACGGUGACCCUUAUGGUGACAGGUUUGAGAGAGACACCCGGGUCUCGCUCUUCGGAGCCCUUGUGCACAGUCGCACCUACGACAUGGAUGUCCGGCUGGACUUGCCCCCGGUGCCUGACAGCGCGGACCUCUUUGGACUGGCCAUCAAGGUGCCUCAGAGUGUGGACCCAUCCGAAGAUGAAGGGUUCCAGUCAGCAUCCAACUUGACUCCCGACUCCCAGUCUGAGCAGGGCACAACCCCAGAGAUCGACCCCUGGGAUGCCGUGCUCACCUAUGAGGCCAGCAAGCGGAGGUGUUGGGAACAAAUCGGCUGCCCCCCUGGCCACAGAGAGGAGCCCUACCUCACAGAGGCGGGAAGGGAUGCCUUCGACAGUUUCUGCAGGCUGUGCCAAGGGGAGCUGCAGGUGCUGGGCGGGAGCCUCCUGCAGGCAACGCAGCCCGUGUUGGUGCAGGAGUGCGAGCUGGUGAAGGAUGUGCUGAACGUCUUGAUUGGGGUUGUGUCUACCACAUUUCCCCUCUGCCAGCCAACUCAGGCCUUCAUGGUGAAGCGGGGGAUCCACGUGUCGGGAACGUCCCCUGAGAGCAUCAGCAGCCUCCUCUCAGAGGUGGCUGAGUGCGGGACCCACUAUGCACGCCUGAGCCACUUCUCUCUGCAGCCUGUGCUGGACGCCUCGUGCAGCAAGGGCCUCGUGUUCCAGGCCUUCACCAGCGGCCUGAGGAGGUACCUGCAGUAUUACCGGGCUUGUGUCCUUGCCACCCCGCCCACCCUGAGCCUCCUUACCAUUCGCUUUCUCUUCAAGAAGCUGGGCCGGCAGCUCAGGUACUUGGCUGAGCUCUGUGGUGUAGGUACCUGCGGAGGAGAGUCCAGGGCUUCUUUCCCCACUGGGGUGAAGCUGCUCUCCUACCUCUACCAGGAGGCCCUGGAUAACUGCAGCAACGAGCACUACCCGGUGCUGCUGUCCCUUCUCAAGACCAGCUGCGAGCCCUAUACUCGGUUCAUCUAUGACUGGGUGUACAGUGGGGUCUUCAGAGAUGUUUAUGGCGAGUUCAUGAUCCAGGUGAACCAUGAGUACCUGGGCUUCAGAGAUAAGUCCUACUGGACCCACGGCUAUGUGCUCAUCUCCAAGGAGGCGGAGGACUGUGUGCCUGCGUUCUUGAAGCACAUUGCUCACGACGUGUAUGUCUGCGGGAAGACCAUCAACUUGCUGAAGCUCUGCUGCCCCCGGCAUUAUCUCUGCUGGUCCGACGUCCCUGUCCCCCGGAUCUCUGUGAUUUUCUCCCCUGAGGAGCUGAAGGAGAUUGAGAAGGACUGUGCCAUCUACGUGGGGCGGAUGGAGAGGGUGGCCCGCCACAGCUCCAUCAGCAAGGAGGAGAAGGAGUUACGAAUGGAAAUUGCUAAACAAGAGUUAAUCGUCCAAGCCCGAGAAGCAGCGUCCAGGGUCCUUAGUGCACUGAGCGAUCGGCAGAUGUCCGAACGGAUGGCCUUGGAUGCCCGGAAGCGAGAGCAGUUUCAGAGGCUGAAAGAGCAGUUUGUGAAGGACCAGGAGCGACGCCGGGCAGCCAGGCAGGAGGAGCUGGAUGACGACUUCAGCUACGCCCGUGAACUCCGGGACCGGGAGAGGAGGCUGAAGGCCCUGGAGGAGCAGCUGGAGAGGAAGGCGAGGCAGGCGCUGGUUGACCAUUAUAGCAAGUUGUCUGCAGAGGCAGCUCGUCGAGAGCAGAAGGCACUGUGGAAAAUCCAGAGGCACAGACUGGCGGGUGUACGGGCUCGCUUUCUCUUAGAAGACCAGGAACAUAUUCAGGCCAUGCUGAAAGAUGCGUCCAAGGGGAAACCCCCAGAGCCGCCGACUGUCCUCCUGAGUGCAUGCUCCCAGGCCUUGUCUCCAUGCCCUGAGCACCCCGAUGGAGGUGGCAGCUGUGAUUCUGGGUGUGCAGAGCAGCACAUGACUGCCUGGGAUGGCCCAAGCAGACCAAGUGAGCUGACGCCACAGCCCCUUGAGCCUCUAGCAACGGCCUGCGGCGGCUCAGAGCUGGGAGCAGGCCCACAGCCAGAGCAGGCAGAGGUGCUGGGACCAUUCUCUGCAGGCCUGAGCAUCCAAGAUUUCCUGCCCAUGGGCCAGGGUGCUGAGCAGCUUGUGGACACUGGUGUGGCCCCUGUCUUGGAGGAAGCACUGCAGACCAUUGGCUCAGACCUUCCCCCCUCGGCUUCAUCAGCAACAGCAGGCACAGGGUGCUCUGGGCCACAGGAGUACGAUUUCAGAACCGUCCUGAGGCCAGCUGUAGUCAUGGCCCCAGGGUCUCUCCAGACUGUAGGAGGUAGCUUGGGCUUUGAGGGGCUGCAGCUGUGGGGGGACAGUCACGUGCAGCUCGACACGUGUGUUCCGGAUGGACAGGUGACUCUGCCUUACCCACACCCGCCCAGGAACAACUUCCCCCAGGAGAGGAGUAGCCAGGCCAUGGGGCAGCCCCCUGGGCAUGUGUCAGAGGAUGGUAUUCUCACAGGGGGUUAUGCUUCCGGAACGGCCCCCUCCCGGCCACGGUGGAACGUCCAUGGACAUGUGUCUGAUGCCAGCAUCAAGGUGGGAGAGAAUGUGUGGGAUGUGGCACCCUCCCGGCCACGGUGGAACAUCCACGGACAUGUGUCUGAUGCCAGUAUCAAGGUGGGAGAGAAUGUGUGGGAUGUAGCAUCCUCCCGGCCACGGUGGAACGUCCAUGGACACGUGUCUGAUGCCAGCAUCAAGGUGGGGGAGAAUGUGUGGGACGUGGCAUCCUCCCGGCCACGGUGGAACGUCCACGGACACGUAUCUGAUGCCAGCAUCAAGGUGGGAGAGAAUGUGUGGGAUGUGGCAUCCUCCCGGCCACGGUGGAACAUCCAUGGACAUGUGUCUCAGUCCCAGGUGAUGCUGGGGGUGCUCCCAGAGGAAGCCCAGCCUGAUACGCCCAGACCCCUUCAGAGUCCCCCUGACCACGUGUCCCAGUCAGGCCUCAGCCUGGAAGCACAGAGCCCUCCUAGGGAACAUGAUUCACAGCUGCUGGCAGCCCCAGCCCCAGACAGCUCCUGCACUCGGGUGGCUGGCUCUGGCUCUGGGGAAGGUGGCCUCCAGGCCAUGCCAUCUGCUGAGGCUGAGCCCAGUGCUCUGGGAGACAGCAUUUCUGAGGAGCCAGGCCCAGGGAAGAGUGGGGACAUCGAGGACUGCUCUCCAAGCCGGCCUUCAAGCUCACAGGAAGGUGCAGCCGCCCAGAGCAGCCCAGGCCUCGGGGAGCAGGUGGACGACGGGGCAGUGGCCAGGAACCAGGGCAGGGAGCAGGCUUACCUGGCAGGCCUGGCGGAGCAGUACCGCCUGGAGCAGUACCCCGACAGCUACGAGGCCAUGUCAGAGCCUCCUGUCGCACGCCUCCUACACCACGGGCUUCCUCGGGCCUUCGCCCUCCCCGAGGACACCCGGGGCCCGUCGGACACAGAUGAGACCAUGGACGAGACCGCAGUGCAGCUGAGCGAGCUGCUGCCGCUGCCGGUGCUCAUGAAGCACUCGGUCACCGCGCCGCUGGCCGCCCACGUCUCCCUGGUGAACAGGGCCGCCGUGGACUACUUCUUCGUGGAGCUGCAGCUGCAGGCGCACUUCGAGGCCCUGCGGCACUUCCUGCUGAUGGAGGACGGCGAGUUUGCGCAGUCCCUGAGCGACCUGCUCUUUGAGAAGCUGGGCGCGGGGCAGACGCCCGGGGAGCUCCUCAACCCGCUGGUGCUCAACGCGGUGCUGCGCAAGGCGCUGCAGUUCAGCCUGCACGGCGACUCCCCGCUUGCUGCCAACCUCUCCUUCGCCCUCAAGUUCCUGCCGGAGGCCUUCGUCCCCAACGCCCCGGAUGUGCUGAGCUGCCUGGAGCUCAGGUACAAGGUUGACUGGCCCCUCAACAUCGUCAUCACUGAGAGCUGCCUGAGCAGGUACAGCGGCAUCUUCUCCUUCCUGCUGCAGCUGAAGCUCAUGAUGUGGACGCUCAAGGACGUCUGUUUCCACCUCAAGCGCACAGCCCUGGUGAGCCCAGCCGCGGGCUCUGUGCAGUUCCGCCAGCUGCAGCUGUUCAAGCAUGAGAUGCAGCACUUCGUGAAGGUCAUCCAGGGCUACAUCGCCAACCAGAUCCUGCACGUCACCUGGUGUGAGUUCCGGGCCAGGCUGGCCACUGUGGGCGACCUCGAGGAGAUCCAGCGUGCCCACGCUGAGUACCUGCACAAGGCCGUCUUCAGGGGCCUGCUGACCGAGAAGGCAGCGCCGGUCAUGAACAUCAUCCACAGUGUCUUCAGCUUGGUCCUCAAGUUCCGCAGCCAGCUUAUCUCCCAGCCCUGGGGCCCAGCCGGUGGCCCCCGUGGCGCCGAGCACCCCAACUUUGCCCUCAUGCAGCAGUCCUACAACACCUUCAAGUACUACUCCCACUUCCUUUUCAAAGUGGUGACCAAGCUAGUGAACCGAGGCUACCAGCCCCACCUGGAGGACUUCCUGCUGCGCAUUAACUUCAACAACUACUACCAGGAUGCCUGAGGCCUGCUCUGUGGCACCCAGGGGCAUGCCACUUAGGGAUGCCUCCCUUGGUUGGGUCCCGGGCCCAGGCUGGGGGCAGAAUGAUUACACAGAGAUGGACCUUGGAAGCUGCUGGUUUAUUUAGGGGCUGGCUCCCUACAAGCAGGAGCCAUGCAGUGCUGCCCCUCCCAGGCUGCCACGGUGGUCUGUGGCUCCUUUGCCCUGGGCCUGGUCCCCUCUGCUGAGCUGUCCUUGCAUGAGGCCGCUUUUUAUGGGGCGCAUGUUGGUUGUGGGACUGCUGGGCUGCUGAGUCGGCGUCAGACAGAGACGGGUCAGGUCCUGACUGGACGUCCCUGCCGUCAUGGAGAGACGGUGAUGGGGUUGCUUGCUGGCUGGGCACCGCCUCGUGGACUCAGCAUGACUUGGAGCCUUGGGGGCCUCCCAGUGUGGAAGCCUCCAAGGCGGUUACGAGGAUCACGUCACACACAGUUCCGCUGCCCAGAGCGGGGGCUUGCUGCUGUAGGAGUGUCG